Molecule: messenger RNA, 1520 nt
Organism: Melospiza melodia melodia
Lineage: Eukaryota; Metazoa; Chordata; Aves; Passeriformes; Passerellidae
Gene: TRAPPC3L
Product: trafficking protein particle complex subunit 3L
Exons: 5
Coding region: 1-726 (241 amino acids)
Biological process (GO): endoplasmic reticulum to Golgi vesicle-mediated transport; intra-Golgi vesicle-mediated transport
Cellular component (GO): cytosol; cis-Golgi network membrane; TRAPP complex
Source: RefSeq, a predicted model, not a curated record
AUGCAGAGAAUAGGAGGAGCAUCAGCAGCAUUACAGACUGCAGCAAACACAUCUCAUGCAAAAGACAGAGGAGCAGAGAGGAGAAAAGAGAAGAGAAAGAGGAUUGAGAGAAGACUGUGCUGCUUGAGGAAGAAAAGAUAUAAACUGACAAUCAAAUACAUCAGGAGUUACACAAGCAGCAUGUCUCGGUCACCAGGAAGAAAGCAAGAGAACCACAAAAUAAGCAGAGAACUUUUUGUACUCACAUAUGGGGCCUUGGUAGCCCAGCUGUGCAAAGAGUAUGAAAAAGAUGAAGAUGUCAAUGCCUGUUUAGAUAGAAUGGGAUACAGCAUUGGCAUAAGGCUGAUUGAUGACUUUCUGGCUCGUUCAGCUGUGAAAAAGUGCCGUAGUUACUCUGAAACAGCAGACAUGAUUGCACAGGUUGCUUUCAAAAUGUAUCUUGGGGUCACCCCUAGUGUGACCUGCAAUAGUGUCACAGGGAAUGAAUUCUCCUUAAUCCUGGACAAAAACCCACUGGUGGAUUUUGUGGAGGAGCUGCCAGCGGAACGAGCGUCACUCUGCUAUUGUAACCUCCUCUGUGGGGUGAUUCGAGGUGCCUUGGAAAUGGUUCACUUAGCAGCAGAAGUUUCCUUCCUCCAGGACAGGCUGAAGGGGGACGCUGUGACAGAAAUAGGAAUCACAUUUUUAAGGAAGCCUGAAGACAGAAGGCACAGAAGGAACAAAUGAAAGAAAUAUUGGGAGAAACCUUUGCCUGGGGAUAUUUUGUGUCUUUUGUUUUAGAAGAAGACAGGGUAAAAGUGGCUUUGCUGAGUCAGCUGCACCAGUCAGCUGGUUGAAAGGUGAAGAAAGCAGGGCAGCAAAUAGGAGGGGCAGGGCAGGAGAGAGCAAUGUUAAUUGUUGUGGCACAGAUAUCAGUAAAAAAGAUUGAAAUUAUCUGCCCUUCCCUCUCACAUAGCCAGGCUCUCGAGCUUGAUGGAAGUUUUAUCUCAGUAUUUAGUGUGUGCUAAAAAUAAGGUAAAGCUGAUGAUCUUUUCCCAUUUUGUCAGUAAUAUUUCAAAGCAUGGCUGCUAGAGGUGCCUUAUUUCCCUGGCUGUGUGUGGUUAUCCACAAAGGAUUUCUCUGCUGCCAUUACUGUAUGCAGUGUCUCGCUCACAGGUGCAUGUUUUGAUGUGUGAUGUUUUGCCAUUCAUUGUCCUCCACACUGGACAUCCUGCUGUCUUUGAAAUCAGGGAGGUAUGGGUCUUCAUUGCCUCUGGUGGUGUUCUUUCCAGCUCUUCAGGUCCCACAUGCAGUUUUGCUGGCACGCCUGCUCAGUCCUGUGCACGCUCCUCCAGGCUGCAGCACUCUGACAACUGCAGCGGUGCUUGUGUCUCACCAAGCUAUGGGCCUUCCCAUGUCAGCCUUCUCUCCAAGAGCACUGAUCUUGCGACCAAAAUGAACAAAGCAUGAUGUAUUUAAUGUGUAGCUAUUGUGGACCUGUACCUGUCUAAGGAAACUUGAAAUAAAAUUCCGAGAUUGCC